AAGAGCAAGUGCCUGAGCAAGCCCUCUGGGGAAACAGAGAAAGUGACAAGAGAAGCAAGGACUUCCAUCAAGGGAGAUAAGUGGAGCUACUUCACAGCUUGAGAGACAGAAGAGAAGAGAAAUCAAGUAUUUUACUUGUUACUGCUCAGUCUCAUGCCUGAGUUUCUUCAUUUCCCAUUACUCUGUCUGUCCUAACCUUCUCUACACGCAAUCUGUAACGUGUGGCCUGUCCAAGCAUGUCUACAAACGGAAUUAACAAAGCUUUGAAGCUGCAGUUUGGCCUCAUCAACUAUGAGAACCGCUACCUGACGGCUGAGGCUUUUGGAUUCAAGGUAAACGCCUCGGCUACUAGCAUGAAGAAGAAACAGAUCUGGACCUUAGAGCAGGAUGAGCAAGAUGGGCAAGUAGUCUUCCUCCGCAGCCACCUGGGACGCUAUCUGGCCUCUGAUAAAGAUGGUAAGAUCAUAUGUGGGGCAGAGAAGCGUGAUCCUGAAUGCCGAUUUCUUAUCGUACCCCAAGCUGACGGACGCUGGGCUCUGCAAUCAGAACCUUUCCAGCGUUACUUUGGAGGCUCGGCAGACUAUUUGUCCUGCUUUGCCCAAAUCAUUGGGGAACAAGAGCUGUGGGCCGUCCAUUUGGCUUUACAUCCACAGGCCAGCCUUCUCAGUGUGGCACGUAAGCGCUAUGCUCAUCUCUCUGCUUCAGAUGGAGAGAUAUCUGUGGACAGCAACAUUCCCUGGGGAGUGGACUCCCUCGUCACCUUGGUAUACCUCGAUGGCAAGUACAGCCUGAAGACCUGUGACAGCCGUUUCCUCAGCAACGACGGCAAACUUGUGAAGGAGAAUACCAAUGCAACUAGCUUCACUCUAGAGCUAAAAUCUGGCAAGCUGGCCUUUAAGGACUGUGACGGGAAAUACCUGGCCCCGGUGGGACCCACAGGAACGUUGCGGUCAGGCCGAUGCUCCAAGCCUGGAAAAGACGAGCUGUUCGAUCUGGAAGAGAGUCAUCCACAAGUAGUUUUUCAAGCUGCAAAUAAAAGAUUUGUCUCAGUCAAGCAAGGAGUGAGUAUUUCAGCCAAUCAGGACGUGGAGACAGACAUGGAGACCUUUCAGAUGGAGAUAGAUAAGGAAAGCAAAAAGUCUAUGUUCAGAACCAAUGGCGGAUCCUACUGGACAUUAGUGACUCAUGGAGAGAUCCAAUCCACUGCCACAGAGGUUGAGGUCAACACAAUGUUUGAUAUUGAAUGGAGGGGACAAAGGGUAGCACUCAAAGCAAGCAAUGGAAAGUACGUGUGUACAAAGAAGAACGGGCAGCUUUCAGCAGUCAGCGAUACAGUGGCUGAUGAUGAGUUGUUCCUGAUGAAACUCAUCAACCGCCCUAUGCUGAUCCUUCGUGGAGAAAAUGGCUUUGUGUGUCACCACAAGAACUCCAACACUCUAGAUGCGAAUCGAUCCGUCUAUGACAUCUUCACACUGAUUUUCAACGACGGCGCCUACAAUAUAAAAAGUGUGAACGGAAAGUUCUGGUAUGUCUCUAGCAGUGGCCUGGUGUGCUCAGAUGGAGAAAAGUCAGAGAACUUUUUCCUUGAGUUCCUGGAACAUGGACGUGUCGCCAUCAAGGGCUCCAAUGACAAGUACCUUCGUGGAGACCAGGGAGGCACACUUAUGUGUGAUGGCAAAUCUGUCGAUGCAUCUUCUCUCUGGGAGUACUGAUUCCCUUCAAUGUGGGUCUUCAGUGA
Messenger RNA from Oreochromis niloticus (Nile tilapia), 1738 nucleotides. It is a transcript of the gene fscn2a, whose product is annotated as fascin actin-bundling protein 2a, retinal. Gene Ontology annotation, molecular function: protein-macromolecule adaptor activity; actin filament binding. Gene Ontology annotation, cellular component: cytoplasm; actin cytoskeleton. The record is from RefSeq and is a predicted model, not a curated record. The coding region runs from base 237 to 1712 and encodes 491 amino acids. Gene Ontology annotation, biological process: establishment or maintenance of cell polarity; cell migration; actin filament bundle assembly. The transcript is spliced from 5 exons. NCBI's taxonomy places the organism in Eukaryota, Metazoa, Chordata, Actinopteri, Cichliformes, Cichlidae.